Molecule: messenger RNA, 776 nt
Organism: Saccostrea cuccullata (small rock oyster)
Lineage: Eukaryota; Metazoa; Mollusca; Bivalvia; Ostreida; Ostreidae
Exons: 3
Coding region: 1-747 (248 amino acids)
Source: RefSeq, a predicted model, not a curated record
AUGGACGGAUGGGGAAGAAACGAGUAUUAUCAUUUUGGGACACAUGCAGUUAGAGUCAGAAUCCUUUCCUGGACGCUUGACAAUGCAGUAAACUCGAGUGGAAUGACAACAAAGAUUGGAGACCAUACAACCACAACCCCAAAAUUGGUCUUUCCAAGUGAAACUGUCACAAAAGAUUUACUUGUGCAGGUUUUGAUUCGUCCCUUGAGUGGCCCCAAUGGUGGUUUCUCGUUUUAUGGAGCUGGUUCAGUGGUCACGUUCCUUGGUUAUGGUACUUCACACAGAUAUUCUGGACUGGUGUACGGCUACAACAACUUCGGCGUUUACGUCUGGAGAGUGAAACCUACCAGGAUGUCUUACGUAUUCGAUAUUGAUUCUCCAUGGGGAAGUGGACGACAAAAACAACAAACAAAUGACGUGGAAAUCGACAUUCGUGUGAUUGGAUUGAUGAAGAAAGCUAAAAGAAGAUGCAUGUGUCCUUGUAAUAAGGUUCAUGCAGCAAAGUACACAAGCACCAACGAAGAAGCAUUAACUAAAGAAAUUGUGAAGAUGAAAAAAGAACUUAUGGUUUUAAAAAAUGAAACAUCUGUUGCCAUGAGAAGAAAGAUCAGUAUAAAAGAUUCACGGCCGUCUGCCACAGCUUCCGGUGCUGUUUGGGUGAUAUUUCUGUUAGCUAUGAUUGGUUUCAUUGUUAUUCCGGAUGUGAUAUCAGGGGUUAGAUAUAUACUUCCGGUGCUCUUUAAGUGACAUUUCUGUUAGCUAUGGUUGGUGUAAUC